UCAUAAAAACAUAUGAAAUGAGAAAAUUGCUCAUGUGGGUCAAUGAAGGGCCCAAAAGCAAAAAUAAACCCUAUAUCCCCAAUUUUUGUUCUUGGAUUUUGCAUUUUCAAUAUUGAUCGUUGGGAACCUAACUUCUGAUAUUCGGUUAUCACAACAGUUCGUUCACCUUCAUUUUCAAUUAUUCGCUUCGUUACCCUUAAUUUGAUUCUAAGUUUGAAGCUUGUGGGGAUUAAGCAGCGUUUAUUAAACUAAUUAGGGUUGUCAAGGGCUGGCAGAUAUCUGCCCUUUCAAAUGGUCUCUAGUAACGAGCCUAUGCACGCAUGUUCUGGAAAGAAAAGGAAACACGAGAUGGGUGAUAAUGCUGAUUGCGUCGAAGAGUGUUCUAGGCCAAAAGAAAUUCAAGGGGAAAAAGAUGUGAUGGAGAAUGAUGUUAAUUGUGUCAAAGAGGGUGCUAGGCUAAUAGAAAUUCAAGGGGAAAAAUGUGAGAUGAAGGAUAAUGCUAACUGCGCGGAAGAGGGUGGUAGGCCAAAAGAAAUUCAAGGGGAAAAAGAUGAGAUGGAGGAUAAUGCUAACUGUGUUGAAGAGGGUGCUGAGCCAAAAGAAAUUCAAGGGGGAAUGGAGUUGGAGAAAACGGCACAGAGUGUGGAAUCCAUGGAUCGUAUAUCACAUUUGCCUGAUCACGUCAUUCAUCAAAUUCUUUCCCUCCUUCGAAAUGUGAAGGAUGCAAUCCGAACCAGUAGUUUUUCCAAGAGAUGGAGAUCACUGUGGUAUUCCUAUGGAGUGUUGAUUUUUGAUGAACACAAGUUUGCUGCUGGAAUUGAACCUGAAGAUGGCAGUAAUAAGGAAAGUAUGUUUAGAGAUUAUGUAACUGACACUCUGCGUACGUACCUUGAAAAAUGUUCGCAGAUACAGAAAUUGUUGCUACAUAUGACCUCCUAUGACUUAGUAGAUACUCCAGUUGUGGACAGCUGGCUAACUUUUUCCUUCGCAGCAAAUAUAAAAGAACUAGAUCUCCAUAUUGGCUUCAAGGAUAGCAAGCGCUAUACUGUUCCAGACAUUGUCUUUUCCUCCCAAACAUUGACCGGGCUAAGGAUAAGUGGUUGCAUACUGCAAAGUUGCAGCAAUAUAACACUUCCUCACCUGCAGAAACUUUAUCUACGAAAAAUUCACCUAGCUGAGCACAUUGUUCUAAAUCUGAUAUCCUGCUGCCCUUCAAUAGAGGAUUUAAGAUUCAUACAGUGCUCAGGUUUGAAAUACUUGUUUGUUUAUAAUCUUAUCAGUCUCAACAGAGUUGAGAUCCACAACUGCAAUCAACUGAAAAAUGUUGAUAUCUGUGCUCCUAAUCUUGACACAUUUUGGUUUUCUGGCAAGAAAUCGACGCCUUGCAAAGUUAGUUUGGAACUCUGUAAAUCUCUGAAAAAGUUGACGAUAGAGCAUCCACAGGUGACUCGUGACUUUUGUGAAAAUCAGUACUUCAAAUUUCCAUUACUUGAAAAAUUGGAUCUUUGUAUUUCCGACAAGAUGAAAUCUAUUUCAAUAUUUAACCCAUGUCUUAAGAGACUUGCUUUAAAAGGAUGCAAGAAGUUGAGUUAUGCUCAAAUAGUUGCUCCUAAUCUUGUUUCUUUUGAGUUGAAGGGUGAAAGCAUGCCAUUUGUUGACUUUUUCCCUUUCUGCCUCACUGAUGCCAAACUUUCUUUUGAAUCUAAAACUGAAGGUAGAGAUGUUGGACUUGGACAUGGUAAUAAACUAUGGUUUAUGAUGAGGCCUUUUAUAUCGAGGUUCAAUCCUGAAGGAUUUAAAUUGGUCAUUCAUUCUAAUAAGAAUAUUAUUAUUCAUGAAGAUUUGAACACAGUCAAAUACCCUCCAUUGCCCAACCUGGGCUUUGAAAUUAUCAAAGCAUCAGCAUGUCUGGAGGAUAUUUUGUAUGGUUUAUUGCGGACAUUGCAUCCAGUUUCUGUAUCUGUAAUUUCUUCCUCCGACAGCAAAUUCCCUGAGUCAGUGUAUGAAAUGAUAAAGAUCAAAGACGAGGAUGAUCCAGUCUGUUGCAGAUAUAACACUUCAAAAAAUAAAUGCUGGCGGCAUUUCUUGAAGGAUGUUAAGUUUGAGAACUGGGAAGAAAUGCUUGAUGUCGGCGAAGCCUCUGAAGAUGUAAAUACUUCUACUUUGUAUUUUUGGUUGCAGUUGUCAUAUACAACAAUGCCGUGUCAGAUGAGAAAUCUUGGAUUAUCGUGGAAUUCUCACCAACCUGAUGUGGAGACAUGAAAGAGAUUUAUUUAGUCAUUGAUUGACAGAAAAUUCUUUAAAGAAAGUUCUGCUUUUGGAAUCAAUGCCAUUGGCAUUUUGUAUCUCUCUCUCUGUAGUUUCUUCUUUUUAUUGUGAUAUCAAAAUAAAGUUUAAGUGAUCAGUGAUAUCUUGUUUCGAGCAACAUUUUAUAUAUUUUGAGCAUGAUUCUCCAGCCCUUUUAAUUUGGA
Messenger RNA from Cicer arietinum (chickpea), 2471 nucleotides. Its product is annotated as putative FBD-associated F-box protein At5g56400. Lineage: Eukaryota; Viridiplantae; Streptophyta; Magnoliopsida; Fabales; Fabaceae. The record is from RefSeq and is a predicted model, not a curated record. Gene Ontology annotation, molecular function: protein binding.